This is a messenger RNA of Verticillium alfalfae VaMs.102, 1440 nucleotides long. Its product is annotated as fumarylacetoacetase. Gene Ontology annotation, biological process: L-tyrosine catabolic process; L-phenylalanine catabolic process; homogentisate catabolic process. The transcript is spliced from 4 exons. The record is from RefSeq and is a predicted model, not a curated record. Gene Ontology annotation, molecular function: fumarylacetoacetase activity. Bases 1 to 1440 code for a protein of 479 amino acids. NCBI's taxonomy places the organism in Eukaryota, Fungi, Ascomycota, Sordariomycetes, Glomerellales, Plectosphaerellaceae.
AUGACCAUGCCCCUGACGGCGCCAGAGUGUACCGCGGCGCAGCUCCGAGACUCAGCCCCUCCUCACCCCGCCUCCAGGCCUCGGGCACCUCCACUGCGAUGCGACCCCGCGCCAGGUCCGAAAUUCCGUGAAACUGCACUGAGGCGCCAACGCGGCUUCCAGCAUGAUUCCGAAGGGACAAUGCCACGGCUGCUCAUCAUGAAGUCCUGGCUCCCCAUACCCGUGUCCUCGCAUUUCUCGCUGAAGAAUAUCCCCUUUGGCAUCAUCUCCACGGCAUCCAAUGUACACCACCGACCAGCCGUCGCUGUCGGCGAGCAUGUCCUCGAUCUCUCCGCCUUCACAUCUGGAGCCGGCUUCUCCAAGCUGGCGCCCGAGCUGCAGAGCAACACAGCGGUGUUCGCUCAGCCGACGCUGAACGCCUUUGCCGCCCUCGGCCGCCCGUACCACCGCGCCAUCCGCCAGUACCUGCAAGACGUCUUCCGCGAGGACACGCCGUACCCGGAGCUCCUCCAGACCAACGACACGCUGCGGCAGACGGCGCUCGUGGCCCUCGCCGACGCGCAAACGCACCUGCCGCUGUCGAUCGGCGACUACACCGACUUCUUCGCCGGGCGCAACCACGCCUUCAACGUGGGCACCCUCUUCCGCGGCCCCGCCAACGCGCUGCAGCCCAACUACAACCACCUGCCGGUGGCCUACCACGGGCGCGCCAGCUCGGUCGUCGUCUCGGGCACGCCGCUGCGCCGCCCCUGGGGCCAGGCGCUGCCGGCGCCGGGGGCCACGGCGCCCGUCUUCCGGCCCUGCGCGCGGCUCGACAUUGAGCUGGAGAUGGGCAUGUUCGUCUGCCGCGGCAACGCGCUGGGCGCGCCCGUCGCCGUCGCCGACGCCGAGUACAGCAUCUUUGGCUACGGGCACAUGAACGACUGGAGCGAGCGCGACAUUCAAAGUGGGAGUACCGCGUGGGUCGUGCUCGCCGACGCGCUCGAGCCGUUCCGCACGCGGGGGCUCGAGAACGAGACGCCGCUGCAGCCGUACCUGCAGGAGGACCGGACGGACAACAUUCUCGACGUGCAGCUCGAGGUGUCCGUGACGACCGCCAAGGGACACACAACCAAGCUCACCAAGACGUCGUCGAAGAACCUGCUCUGGUCCUGGCCGCAGAUGCUCGCCCACCACACCAUCUCGGGCUGCAACCUGCGCGCCGGCGACCUCUUCGGCUCGGGCACCGUGUCGGGCUUCGACGCCGGCACGCACGGCAGCUUCCUCGAGCAGACGCAGGGCGGCAAGGUCACGAUCAAGCUCGAGGGCGGCGAGGAGCGAAAGUUUGUCGAGGACGGCGACACCAUCACCAUCACGGGCUGGGCCGGGUCUGUCGAGGGCGAGCUCGUCGGGUUCGGCGAGUGUGUGGGGCAGAUUCUGCCUGCGGUUGCGCGGAGUUGA